Sugiyamaella lignohabitans is the source of this 1062-nucleotide messenger RNA. RefSeq lists its product as uncharacterized. The record is from RefSeq and is a predicted model, not a curated record. The coding region runs from base 1 to 1062 and encodes 353 amino acids. Gene Ontology annotation, biological process: endonucleolytic cleavage in ITS1 to separate SSU-rRNA from 5.8S rRNA and LSU-rRNA from tricistronic rRNA transcript (SSU-rRNA, 5.8S rRNA, LSU-rRNA); tRNA 3'-end processing; tRNA 5'-leader removal. Gene Ontology annotation, cellular component: multimeric ribonuclease P complex; ribonuclease MRP complex. Gene Ontology annotation, molecular function: ribonuclease P activity; ribonuclease MRP activity. The transcript has a single exon. NCBI's taxonomy places the organism in Eukaryota, Fungi, Ascomycota, Dipodascomycetes, Dipodascales, Trichomonascaceae.
AUGGGAUUGUUGACUAGCGACCUUCCUCCUGCAAAAUGUUUUCUCGCGAUAGCUGAAAAUACUGGAACUUUUCCUUUAAAGUUGAUAGAGAGUCACAAUGGCUCCAAACAGGUUGAUCUUAUAACUACUAGUACAACAUUCAAUUCUAGCAUCAAAUCUCUUACUGCUGGAUUGGGCUCACUACACACCUAUACUAUAAAGUGCGAACUCAGGACAUUUCUUAGUAAUGACUUUUUAGAUAACUGGAUAAGGAAAAGUGGGAUUAAUAUUAUACUUAUCUCAGAGACACGACUGGAUCACGAAGAUGUGUACUCUAUCAUUGACGGACAAUUGGUGCUCUCCUUCACGAAGGAUACAUAUUACAAGGCAGGUCUGCUAGGGCAAAAGUCUAAAAGUUCGAAGUCCAGGUUCAUCGUCAAAUACGACUUACGAGAUCCUAAACUAUACGAGUCCAAAAGCUUUGAACGGCUCCGGUGGGCUUCCGAAAAUACCUUAACAGAUCAGCUCCCAUUUGCCUUCACAAUCCAUACCUCCUUGACACCAGCACCCGACUUUUCAAAUGCCAGAUAUACCGAGAUUAAACCUAUAGUGAGAACAAUUCCCAAGGCUGCAAUCCCCAAGUUUAGAAUCCCAGAAAAAGAUGGUAAUGUUAGUAGUGAGGUUUAUAAGGAGGAGGUACAGGAAUGGGCCAGCAGUUGCUAUGAGUGGUCAAGCUUAGUGACUCUUGAAUCGCCUCAAGUUCAUGUCCAUUCCAACGUAGACAGUUAUCUGUCGACAUACUCGUUAUUGGACCCCGAAGAUACACCAGACGAUAUAACCCUUGUGACUUGGAAGAACGGUCCAAUUCCGAGAUCCUACGUUUUAGCUCUAUUUGAGAACCUAAAAGAAACGCCAAGCAAUUCUUGGUAUAUGGUUAAUGUCAUGGGAAUAGAGGACAUCCCCAUUGCAUGGGGAUCGAAAGAACACAAUUUUCUGACCAGUGGAGAGAACAAUUAUUCUGUAACUAAGCUCAUGGAUAAUAAAAUUCUCUCGCUAAAAAUUGUCAAUGGAAAGGAUUUGUAA